Globicephala melas (long-finned pilot whale) is the source of this 3957-nucleotide messenger RNA. RefSeq names its product ATP binding cassette subfamily B member 10 (gene ABCB10). Gene Ontology annotation, biological process: oligopeptide export from mitochondrion. Gene Ontology annotation, molecular function: ABC-type oligopeptide transporter activity; ATP binding; ATP hydrolysis activity. NCBI's taxonomy places the organism in Eukaryota, Metazoa, Chordata, Mammalia, Artiodactyla, Delphinidae. Gene Ontology annotation, cellular component: mitochondrial inner membrane. The record is from RefSeq and is a predicted model, not a curated record.
AUGCGCGGCCCCCCGGCCUGGCCGCUGCGGCUGCUCCUGAGGCGGGGCCCGGCCGCCCGCGACCCCGGGACCCGGCCGCCGCCGACGCUCCUGGCGCCGGCGCGGCUUGGGGACUCGGGGCCGUCGCUCCUCAAGGGUGGCGAAGCCGCGCGAGCCCCGCGGUGCCGGGCGGGCCGCUGCCCGGGCGGGGGUCCCGGCAGCCCCGCGGGCGGCGCGGGCCUGGCGCGGCUCCUGGCGCUGUGGACGCGGCCCUCCGGGCCCUCCAGGUGCGGGGCGCUCGCCGGGCCCGGCGUCCCCCGGCUCCCGCGCGCAGCGCUCCCCGGUGGCCCAGCGGCGGUCGCGCGGGCCGGGGGCGAGGCUUGGCUGCGCGAGCCGGCCUUGCCUGCGGCCGCGGCGACCCCCGGACACGACCCGCUGCAGCGGCCCAUGGCUGCCGGGCGCUCGGAGGCCCAGAAGCUCCUAAGGCUGGCGCAGCCCGAGCGCCGGAGGCUGGCAGCUGCAGUUGGGUUUCUGACGGUGUCCAGUGUCAUCACCAUGUCCGCCCCCUUCUUCCUGGGGAAGAUAAUCGACGUCAUUUACACAAACCCCUCUGCGGACUACAGCUCCAGCCUGACCCGCCUCUGCCUGGCGCUCGGCGGCGUGUUCCUGUGCGGCGCCGCGGCCAACGCCGUCCGCGUCUACCUCAUGCAGACGUCAGGUCAGCGCAUCGUGAAUAGGUUGAGAGCUUCGCUCUUCUCCUCGGUUCUGAGGCAGGAGGUCGCUUUCUUUGACAAGACGCGCACCGGAGAGCUGAUCAACCGCCUGUCCUCGGACGCGGCCCUGCUGGGGCGGUCGGUGACCGAGAACCUCUCGGACGGGCUCAGGGCCGGAGCCCAGGCUUCCAUUGGCGUUGGCAUGAUGUUUUUUGUCUCCCCUAAUCUGGCCACUUUUGUUUUGAGUGUGGUGCCUCCAAUAUCCAUCCUUGCUGUGCUUUAUGGCCGAUACCUACGGAAACUGACCAAAGUCACUCAGGACUCCCUGGCACAAGCCACUCAGCUAGCUGAGGAACGUAUUGGAAAUAUAAGAACUGUUCGAGCUUUUGGGAAAGAAAUGACUGAGAUAGAGAAAUACACCAGCAAAGUGGACCAUGUGAUGCAGUUAGCAAGGAAAGAGGCAUUUGCUCGGGCUGGUUUCUUUGGAGCAACCGGGCUCUCUGGGAACCUGAUCGUGCUUUCCGUCCUGUACAAAGGAGGACUGCUGAUGGGCAGUGCCCACAUGACAGUGGGUGAACUCUCUUCCUUCCUAAUGUAUGCUUUCUGGGUUGGAUUAAGCAUUGGAGGUCUGAGCUCCUUCUACUCAGAGCUGAUGAAGGGCCUGGGUGCCGGGGGCCGCCUCUGGGAGCUCCUCGAGAGAGAGCCGGAGCUUCCUUUCAAUGAGGGGGCCAUUUUAAACGAGAAGAGCUUCCAGGGUGCUUUGGAGUUCAAGAACGUGCAUUUCGCCUAUCCAGCUCGCCCAGAGGUGCCCAUAUUCCAGGAUUUCAGCCUUUCUAUCCCAGCAGGAUCCAUCACAGCGCUGGUUGGCCCAAGUGGUUCUGGCAAAUCAACAGUGAUUUCUCUCCUGCUGAGGUUGUACGACGCCAGCGCUGGAACGAUCAGUCUUGAUGGCCGUGACAUCCGUCAGCUAAAUCCAGUCUGGCUGAGAUCCAAGAUUGGGACAGUGAGUCAGGAACCAAUUUUGUUUUCUUGCUCGAUUGCGGAGAACAUUGCCUACGGUGCAGACGACCCUUCCUCGGUGACGGCUGAGCAGGUGGAGAAAGUGGCUGGUGUAGCCAAUGCAGCUGCUUUCAUCCGACACUUCCCUCAAGGGUUCAACACUGUGGUCGGAGAAAAGGGUGUUCUCCUCUCAGGUGGGCAGAAACAGCGAAUUGCAAUUGCCCGUGCUCUGCUUAAGAAUCCCAGAAUUCUUCUCCUAGAUGAAGCAACCAGUGCACUGGAUGCUGAAAACGAGUACCUCGUUCAGCAAGCUCUGGAUCGACUGAUGGAAGGAAGGACGGUGUUCAUCAUCGCCCAUCGUCUGUCCACCAUUAAGAAUGCCAAUAUGGUAGCUGUCCUUGACCGGGGGAAGAUCACCGAGUGUGGGAAACACGAAGAACUGCUUUCGAAACCAGACGGGAUAUACAGGAAAUUAAUGAAUAAACAGAGUUUUAUUUCAGUAUAAAGAAGCAAUUAUUGGUAAACUUAAUAUGAGACACUUUAAAUCAAAGCAGCACUGCAGGAAAAACAUUUUUUAAAAACCCAGGCUGUAUGAAAUCUGUAAAUCAUACUUCAAGUUAUUUGAAAUCUGCCUAUUUUUUCCAAAGAUUGUAAAAUACUGUUUUGAGAUCGACCUGUUCUCAAGACCUUUUUAUUCAGAGUUUUAAUAAUUGUAACUUUCUAAAUGUCUAGUUCACUGAAGUUAUUUUCAGGUUUUGUACUUUUAUCUUGGAAUAUUUUGAUUAAUAUAGCCUGGCACCUCACUUUCUUUUAUCUGCUGUUAUAAAUUGAAGCUAUUGUCAAAUGACAACUUUUAAAAGGGAAUUAUAAAUAAAGAGCCUAAUUAUUUUAGGCCACUUUACCAAUCACUGUGUAAUCUCUUGGUAGUACUCUACCUACUUUGGGUAUCAUUGUACCAGGUAGCAUAACAGAAGGUGAAAAUGUAACCCUUUAUUUUAUCCUGAUAAUCUCAUAAAGCAAACCUGACAUAUAUAUAUAUAUAUAUAUAUGUAUCUAUAUAUAUGUGUGUAUAUAUAUAUGUAUAUAUAUGUGUGUGUGUGUAUAUAUAUAUAUAUAUAUAUACACACACACACACACACAAAUAGUUAACAUCACAUGGCAAGGGGGGAUCAUGUAUGUUCCCCAUCUCCUCUCUUCAGAGGUGUGAAAGUUCAGGGACAUGGUGUUCCUCUGGGCUGAGGCUGUGUUUGGAUGUGUGUGUUUUCAACAUUUUUGGCACAUAAGAACCUGAUGAGUUGUGAAAAGGGAAGAGGCCCCAUCCUUUGAAUAUGAGAACUUCUGAUUUCAUUAUUUACAUAUUUGUUUCUGUGAAUUUGGGAAGCCAGGUAUUAUCAAGAAGGAUGUAAAAAUGAAUUUUACACUUAUGUUGUCUGAGGCAUGUAUCUUGAAAAUUAUCUUUUAAGAGUUUAUAAUUCCUAGCCAAAUUUUACAGCUUUUUAUCAGUUACUUAGUUUUGAAAUUUCAUUCAAUGAGGCUAAAUUCCAAAAUUAUUAAUAUAACUGUAAUGUUCAACCUUAAAACAUUUGAAGGAAACUUAUACAUUCUUGCUAUUCUGCAGAAGAUCAAGAAAGCUUAAGAGCUUUUCACUCUUCUGAAAAGAGGACAUAACUAACCAUCUUUCUUUUAUUUGUGGUUAUAGUUUUAUUCACCUAAAUUUCUGAAAAUUCCUCAAGCAAUGCUGACGCCAUUGGAUUUGUCGUAUUUCAUAUCGGCACCAUUAAUUUGCUGUUGCCUCAAGAAAAAGUGCUUUUCUACAUUGAUAAUGCCAGAACCUAAGAAGUGACAAUGUUGAUGUGAUUCAAAUGGACGUUUCCUUGUGUCCUAAGUAUUGAUUAGUUUCCUGAUUAUACUGGAAGAAACCACUAUUUCACGAUAAGCAUGGAGUAUUACAUUUAUUCUACGUAAGGGAAUUUAUUAAUGAAUAAAAUGAGUUCAGUGAAUGAAUGAACUCAGUGUUCUUUGAAUUAGUAAACAGUACAUCUGUGACAGUAAUUUUAACAAGCUUUACUUGUUUUCUUCAUGGUUUACUACUAUGGUAUAGUUCUCAGAAAGAUACAAUCACAAGGUUGGAUCUGAGGGAAAUCUCUGUGCCAUAGAAAUAUUUACAAAAUUGAAUUUGAUCAUUACAUUUUAUUUUCUUAUACAAUGUGUUAAUUGUGUCUUGGGUAACAUUUUAUGUCAUGGAUUAAAAUUCAAGCACAUUACA